This is a messenger RNA of Saccharomyces mikatae IFO 1815, 1332 nucleotides long. Its product is annotated as 2-aminoadipate transaminase. The record is from RefSeq and is a predicted model, not a curated record. The coding region runs from base 1 to 1332 and encodes 443 amino acids. Gene Ontology annotation, biological process: biosynthetic process. Lineage: Eukaryota; Fungi; Ascomycota; Saccharomycetes; Saccharomycetales; Saccharomycetaceae. The transcript has a single exon. Gene Ontology annotation, molecular function: L-2-aminoadipate:2-oxoglutarate transaminase activity; pyridoxal phosphate binding.
AUGGCGUACAGAGAGAUAAACUUUUUCAAGGGACAUCCAAGUUCGAGACUGCUGCCUCGAGAGGCAGUGAUCCAGGCAACUGCGGCUGUACUGGGUCCCGAGACAAGAGAGUACGACGAUGACCCCUAUAAUAGGCAUCCAUUGACGUAUGGUUCUGAUGAAGGUGCGCUGUGGGUGCGUGAGCAGAUCUGCACAUUUUUGAACGAUCAAGUGUUCAAGUUCGACGACGGGGCUCGGACGAGGACACAAGUGGACCAUUUGAAUCUGAACAGCGGGGCUUCGUACGGGAUGCUGAACAUCCUUCUACAAACGACCUUGCCGCAUAAUGGGUACACUCGACAGGCGUUCAUCAUUACGCCAACGUAUUUCUUGAUCAACGAUUGCUUCAGGGAUGCCGGAUUCAAGGGCCGGAUAACUGCUAUCAACGAAAAGAGCCACGACUCGAUUGACUUCGAGUCGUUGGUUGCCGCCCUUGACCACCACGAGGGGGAAUCACAGCCCGACAGUACGACAGAGAUCAUCCAGGGUCCAGCGCUGACCAAGAAAAUCUACAAGUAUGUGUUGUACUGCAUCCCGACUUUUGCGAACCCAUCGGGCAACACGUACUCGUUGGAGACCAGGCGCAGACUCAUCGACAUUGCUCGCAAGUACGAUAUGCUGGUCAUCAGCGAUGACGUCUACGAUAUUCUAGAUUACACAACGCCCUCGAACGAACUGGCUUCUCCACCCCUGAGAAUGGUACACAUAGAUAGAAGCACAGCGCCCUUGGGGCAGGCUUCGUUUGGAAAUACGAUCUCCAACGCGACUUUCUCUAAGCUCAUCGCCCCCGGGCUCAGGUUUGGGUACCACGAAUCUAUAAAUUCUAACCUCGCCAGGCAGCUGUCCAAAGGAGGAGCGAAUGUGUCUGGUGGAACACCCUCACAACUCAACUCCAUGAUCGUGGGUGAGUUGCUGCGUAGUGGUGCCGCCCAGAGGUGCAUUGCACAUCUGAGGUCCGUGUAUGCUGAAAGAGCCGCUAUUUUGACUGCAGCGCUCAAAAAAUGUAUGCCACUAAGAACCGAGAUUACACCGGUUAAGGGCGGCUAUUUCACCUGGGUCACCUUGCCUCCAGCGUACAACGCCGUGGAGAUAUCAACUGUUCUGGCCAAUAAGUUCAAUGUCAUCCUUGCCAACGGUUCGAACUUCGAGGUCAUCGGCGAUGAGAAAAACUGGGGUCAGUCAUCCUUUAGGCUAUCCAUUAGUUACCUAGAGGCUGACCAGAUUGAAAGAGGCAUCGAGCUCCUCGGUGCAGUUUGCAAAUCUUAUGCGACUACCAACAACAUAAUUAUGUAG